Molecule: messenger RNA, 4881 nt
Organism: Chelonia mydas (Green sea turtle)
Lineage: Eukaryota; Metazoa; Chordata; Testudines; Cheloniidae
Product: zinc finger protein 429-like
Exons: 2
Coding region: 493-1596 (367 amino acids)
Biological process (GO): negative regulation of transcription by RNA polymerase II
Molecular function (GO): DNA-binding transcription repressor activity, RNA polymerase II-specific
Source: RefSeq, a predicted model, not a curated record
GCAGGGGAAAGGGCUUCUCUCAGUGAUAUUCAUUCGGUCUAUGUGCUGUCAACCAAAGACCUUGGUGCGGGUUUUCCAGAUGCGGAGGAGACCUGGGACUGGUCAGCAAUUGAAAGCUCUUUGGGCUUCUUCCUCACACAGAGCUCUUCCCCUGGAGAAGGGGCGAGGUACCUGAGCAGGGCUGAGGGGCAGACUCCUGAGGAAUGGUGUGGCAACCUGGAGCCACUCAGGCCUUUCCCAGGGACAUCAGGGAAGAGGCAUUCCAAGAAAUCUGAGCGGGGUAGACACGACAAGAGGCAGUGCAGGCCACAAAGGCAGAGGAAAAAUCUGAUCAGAAAUGAGCCAGCAACCUCAGUAGGCCAUCAGAGGAGAUCCAGACCAUACCUAAAGCUUCCUGCAGAGGUUAAAGCUGAGCCCAGAAAGAGCCUAUUUACCUGUCGUGUGUGCAGAGAAGAAUUCAAGGUGCAAAGAGACCUGAUAAGCCACCACCGGAUGGUUCAUAGGAGACAGGAACUGUAUCACUGUAGUGAGUGUGGGGAGAGCUUUAGGAGAAAGAAGGAGUUCAGAGUACAUGGGAAAGCUCACAGAAAGAAGAGAGACCAUCCCUGUUCUGAGUGUGGGAAGAUAUUCCACCAAUUAUCGCAUCUCAUUGCCCACCAGAGAAUACAUACAGGAGAGAGACCCUAUUGCUGUGCUGAGUGUGGAAAAAGAUUCUUCCAUAUAUCAGCUCUUAACAUCCACAAGAGAGUCCACUCAGGAGAGAGACCCUAUGCCUGCGCUGAGUGUGGAAAGCGAUUUAUGGAUUCAUCAACAUUUCGUAAUCAUCAGGCAAUCCACUCAGAAAAGAGACCCCAUCGCUGUAACCAAUGUGGGAAAGGCUUCAAAGUUAUAUCAAGUCUUACUAGACACCUGAAAAUCCACAGCGAAGAGAGACCGUUCUUGUGCCAUGAGUGUGGGAAAAAAUUUUGUCUACGAGAACAUCUGAUCAGACAUCAGAGGAUCCACACUGGGGAGCAGCCCUAUUGCUGUGCUGAGUGUGGGAAAAAAUUCAGUCUCCUUCAAAGUCUCAGGAGACACCAGGAAACCCAUAUUACGGGGAGACUCCAUCGCUGUGCUGAGUGUGGGAAAAUAUUCCGUCAUCCAGAAAAUCUCUCUAGACACCAGAGAGUCCACACUGGGAAACUCCAUCGCUGCACUGACUGUGGAAAAGGCUUUGUCUAUAUACAUCAUCUCAAGAGCCACCAGAGAAUCCACACUGGAGAGAAACCCUAUUGUUGCACUGAGUGCGGGAAAAGUUUCACCCAAUUGUCAGGCCUCACCAACCACCUGAGAAUCCAUUCAGGAGAGCGACCCUAUCCCUGCACGCAGUGUGGGAAGCGCUUUGCUCACUCAUCAUCUCUCACUGAACAUCUGAAAAUCCAUUCAGGAGAGCGACCAUAUUCCUGCAUUCAGUGUGGGAAGCACUUUGCUCGCUCAUCGUCUCUUACUCAGCAUCAGAGAACCCACCCAGGAGAGCGACCAUAUUCCUGCACUCAGUGUGGGAAGCGCUUUGCUCGCUCAUCAUAUCUUACUAAACACCAGAGCACCCACUCAUGAUAGAGGCUCCUGACCCUUGUGUUCAAUGGAGGGAACCUCUUCAAUCUCUCACUUCACCCUGUUCCCAAAGCCUGUAAAAGAGGGAGAACUUGCUCCCACUCUGAAAUGUUCCCACCGCUGCACUAAGUAGACACGAGUUUAGGUGCUGGGUUUGUUAAAAUAAUUUGUAUGGUCCUGGAGAUGGGAGCAUUUAAGCCAAGAGGUACUGAAACAUUGCAUUGUGGGCAUUAUGGGCUGCAGCUAAGAGAGAGAUGACUGGAGCCAAGACUGCACUUUGUAGGUCCUGGUUUCUCCCAAGCCAUUUGUCCACUGCGGCUCCCAUCCUCUCAGGCUCCACCAAUUGAAGUAAUUGUUUUAUUUCUUCUGGGAUUUUUCUGUUUGGAAAAAGGAAUAAUGGGUAAAGAUUCUGGCAAAGACUGAAAAGGAGCUUUCAUCUCCAUAGUUAAUGAAAGAUUGUGACAUCCCCUGUGUGCCCCUCAUAGUACUGAAUCAAAAGGAAGGUUGUUUUGAUUUGGCUUUGAGAGAAAAUUAUGAAGCAAGGUGUCCUGAUAGUUGGCUUCAUGCAGAAUGCAGCCAGGGUCCUGUCUUCACACCUAAUUGCCUGGCAAGCAAUACCAGCUAGGACCGGAAGGUUGGAAAUCGGAGUUUCCGGAUCAACAAACAGCUUGCCAUUUGGUUAUGGCCUGCCUUCCUUGUCAUGUUGAUGGUACAUGCAAAUGCUUGACAUCUAUGGAUGCUGCUGUCAUGAUUAGCGUGACUACAUCACUUACCCAUCAUCUGAUUCAUUGUGCCAUCAGAAGUCAUACACCAGAAAAAAGGCAAGGGCAGGGAUGAGAGAUGUCAGUUACUUCCUAUUAUAAUGGCUUUUUUUUUAAAAUAACUCAAAUUUGUGUUCCUGCAUGAGUUAGUGGCACUGUAAUGCCACCUAGGGCUUGUCUACACUAGAACUCAUCGCUUACCAGAACACUCAUCCACAUCCCUGUGCGAUGUAAAAUAUACUAUCCUAAGCACUGGUGUAAACUGAGCUAUGUUGAUGGGAGAGUUUCCCUGCCAACAUAGCCAUCGCCUGUCAUAGAGGUGGAGGUGUUCUGCUGACAGGCAAGCUCCCUCCCAUUGGGUUAGAGCGUCUUGAAUGCUAGCUUGGUGUCUUGAACACUAGCGGGAGCUGUAGCACUUCUAGUGUACAUUAGCCCUAACGCUUAGGGCUUGUCUACACUACCUGCUGUAUCGGUGGGCAGCAAUCGAUCCAGCGGGAGUCAACACCGGUACUCCACCAGAACGAGGAGAACAAGUGCAGUUGAUGGGAGAGCGUCAGCUAUAGACUUACCGUAGUGUCUUCACUGCGGUAAGUAGAUCUAAGUACAUCGACUUCGGCUACACUAUUCACCAUUGUUGAAGUUGUGGUAUCUUAGAUGGACCCCGUGCGGUAGUGUAGACAAGCCUUGACAGGUACCCGGAUCUCAGCCUUGACACCAAGUGGCAAGGAGUGCAGGAAAAUCUCUCUGGGCAACUUUGCUCUGCUUUGCAGGCUGGGACUCGGGUUUGCCACUUGUCUGUGUUUUCUGUAAACAACUUGUGGAGUUGCAGUCCCAGCCGAGAGUGUGACAUGGGUAUGAAACAUCUAGGGGUCAUGGGGCAAGGGCAGAGGUGGGAUCCUGCAUGGGAACAGGCAGCCCAGAGAGCAUUGUUUCAGGAGAGAGAAUCCUAAAUAGAGAGGGAGAGAAACUAAUCUCAGCAACAUCCACAGUUCAAACUGAGCAGCAGUACCGGGCCAUUGUCUCCCUGUUCCUCAAGCUGAGGUAAUUUGUGGCCAUUCUUCUCUGUCGGAAGGCGAUGAUGAGAUGGGACUUUAUGUCACUGUUGUCUCGUCGUUCCUGGAGGGAAUAAAAUAAUACAAGAGAAAUAUGAGUCUGAAAUGGCUGCACUGCCGUGUAAGUGAAGAUCUGCAAUCUUCCCUGCAGUGCUGACUUUAUGUUCCAGUCACUCUUGGGAGAUGAUGUUUGGGAGAAGCAUCCAUCCUGCCUUUCUUUCUGGAGCUGGUUAUGCCAGCUGCAGUUCAGCUCAGUUGUAAUCUCCUUUUAACCAUUAUUUCUACUGAAGAAAUGGGGGUGUAAGAACUCUGAAUGAGUUAAAAUCAUCCAGAAAACUCUGUGCUCAUGCUAAGCUUUAUUGUACAAAUUUACUAGUAGUUCAGUUGUUCUCACCUUUGUUCAUUGUGCAUGCGACAUCUGUCAGACACAAGAUGUAUGCUCUGUUAAGGUUUGCCAAAUAUGAACUGUGUGCGAGGUACAGUUGAUGCAAAUAUUUCUAUGGUUUUAUGCUACUUGUGUGCUAUGGCCUACUACUAGCUAAACUGCUGUGUGCAUAAUUAGAUAAGAAAAGGUGUGUAAGGUCUGCAGAAUCUGGACUUUUCUGUCUUGUAAAUGAGGAGAAUACAAAUAUGAGCAAAACUGAGCUCAUAGUUUGUAACAGAGUGAAGAGGUAUCUGCUGCAUAACAUUUCUCCAAAGCGGGUACAUACUUACCUUUCUGUAUUACUGUGACAGUCUGUAUCUCUGUGUUCACCGCUUACCAGGAUAAUGAUCAAUUUUGUACAAAGUAUGCCUUUUGAGGUAUUAAUUUAAAAUUCAUAAUGUGCUGAACAUUAUUGUCUUGUGAAAAUAUGGGAGGCAACAUUCUAUGUAAAGUUAUAUGAUUCUACUGUAUGAUGUUACUUAGACAUGUCAUAGUUCUGGAGAAAACCCACAGACCUGUUCUUCAGAGACAAAAAGGCAGACUGACCUCUCAGCCAAAUAGCAGCUAAAUCGAAUGGACUUUCACCUGGUUAAGUGGCUGUUAUUUGGUUAGGGGAAAGGGUGUGAGUGAGAAAUCUGCAUUUUAACAAAGGAACAGCUUAAGGUUUCCGUCUAGACAGACCGUAUGUCUCCUAAAAUUCGGCUGGGGAUGAUUCUUUCACAAGAGAAUGAACUAUAAGAAAGGGGAAGAGGUGCCCCCAAAUAGUCCUCUCUUUCUCUCUGCUCAUGGCAUCAAUGACACCUGAAAGACAAAGAAAGUAACACCUCACCUGGGGAGGGUCCCAAGCUGAAAGGAUUCCCGCCAAUAAAACUAAUACAAUAGGUGGUGAGAGAGACUUUUGUUUUGAAUCCAUUUAGCUAGUUACUUUAGAUAUUAGUUGUGUUUUACCUUUUAUUUUAUAACUAAUCCUGACUUUUAUGCCUCAUUUCUUGUAAUCACUUAUAAUCUUUUUUCUGUAGCUAAUAAACUUGUUUUAUUGUUUCAUCUAAAA